Molecule: messenger RNA, 705 nt
Organism: Metopolophium dirhodum (rose-grain aphid)
Lineage: Eukaryota; Metazoa; Arthropoda; Insecta; Hemiptera; Aphididae
Exons: 2
Coding region: 1-705 (234 amino acids)
Source: RefSeq, a predicted model, not a curated record
AUGAAUGCCAUCAAACAGUAUAAAAAUAAUGAAGCUGUCGUAGACGCUCCUAAACUAAAAGACGCUAAAAUAAACAUAACAAAAAUAUUGUGGCGGAUGCCUAUAGUGAGAGUUAGCGAUAGAGAAAAAAUUCGACUGUUGAAAGUAGUCAACAGUCAAAAACCCCUGACAUGUACGUUCAGAUCGUGGGAACUAUGUGAAUACCCAUUUUUACCUCAAAACACUUCACAUUCGUGGAAAGUAAAGACAUCCAACAAGUUGGAAAAACCUAGAUAUGUUAUAAUCGGAUUUCAAACUGAUAGGAAAAAUAGCACAAGUAAAGCAAUGUCAUACAUCGAUCAUUGUAAAAUUAAAAACUUGAAAGUCUAUUUAAACUCCGAAGUAUUUCCAUAUGAAGAUUUUCAAAGUGACUUUAACAAGAAUAAUAUGGCGACAUUAUACCGCGCGUAUGCAGAGUUCCAAAAAUCUUACUACGGUCACGACGAUGUAACACCUCUAUUGAACCGAUCAGAAUUCAAAAAUCACUCUCCAAUCAUAGUUGUUGACAUGAGCCGACAGAACGACAACGUGAAAAUGUCAACUGUUGACCUCAGAAUUGAACUAGAAGCUGAUGAGGCACGCGGUUUAACAUUGCGUACUGGUUUUGGGUGUUCAGCGAAUGUUGAAGGAGAUCGUUUUUGUGUUGGCACUGCAUGUUCGAUGUAA